Messenger RNA from Daucus carota subsp. sativus, 2230 nucleotides. Its product is annotated as serine/threonine protein phosphatase 2A 57 kDa regulatory subunit B' theta isoform-like. The record is from RefSeq and is a predicted model, not a curated record. The transcript has 3 exons. Gene Ontology annotation, cellular component: protein phosphatase type 2A complex. Gene Ontology annotation, biological process: signal transduction. NCBI's taxonomy places the organism in Eukaryota, Viridiplantae, Streptophyta, Magnoliopsida, Apiales, Apiaceae. Gene Ontology annotation, molecular function: protein phosphatase regulator activity. The coding region runs from base 540 to 2060 and encodes 506 amino acids.
UUGUGUAGUCGAGCUGCUGUUAAAAAAAGAGAGAAUUAUAAAUCAUCAAACACUCUGUAAUACUUUACCAAGUCAACAAACAGCAACGAGAAAAAGUUAAUCGAGAGGAAAAGAAUGGAGAAGAUUAUAAUUUUCACUUAAUUGGGCGGCUCAGCUUGUGUUAAUUCUCUUGAUUUUUGUUCUUGUGGGGAGUGAACUUUCUGAUGAAUUUUGGGUUUGCAUUUUGUGAUCUGUAGCAGCUCACUGGUAAUCUACACGGGGUUUCUGUAAAUUGAAGUGAUUCGAGCUCCAGAAUAAAGGGAAUUAUUUGCGGUUUUAAAGAUGUGUUGCUCAAGUAUUUACAAGGAUGAGUAUGAAGUGAGGUCAUAAAACCAUAAGAUAUAUCCUUUUCUCGAGCACAGUAUAUGUGUUCGAGGUUUUGGUGGUCUUGGGAUUGGGGUAAUUUUGCAGAUUGAGCUACCUUGUGGGAGUCAUAUUUGGAAUUGGUUUGAACUCAUCCUAUCUCUGAGAGCUGGAGUUUGUUUGGUUAAACUGGAGUUAUGUUAAAGAAGUUAUUUCACAAGCUUCCUCGCAAAAAUUCAAAGUCACACCUUGAAUCCGCAUAUAGUUCGAAUGGGAAAGAUGGAGCAGAUAGGAAGUCGGGGAAACUAGGUGAUGCAGUAAUUUCAUCCCCGUAUUCUGUUUCAUACAUUGGAUAUAACCCAGGAGAGAAACUUCCUCGAGAUGGGAAUUCUCUUUCUGUGUCUUAUGAGGCAUUGCCGGGAUUUAGGGAAGUUUCAAACUCUGAAAAGCAGCAUUUGUUUAUCAGAAAGCUGAACAUGUGUUGUAUUGUAUUCGAUUUCAUGGACCCAACAAAGAACCUUAAAGAGAAGGAGAUUAAGCGACAAACACUGACAGAACUUGUCGACUAUGUCACUUCUGCCAACACAAAAUUCACAGAAGCAGUCAUGCAAGAAGUUGUAAAGAUGGUAUCUGCUAAUCUUUUUAGAGAAUUCACUCCUCAGCCAUGCCGUAACAAAGUCUUAGAGUCCUUUGAUUUGGAAGAAGAGGAACCUGCCAUGGAUCCAGCAUGGUCUCACUUGCAAGUUGUUUAUGAAUUUCUGCUCAGGUUUGUUGAGUCAUCUGAGACGGAUGCCAAAUUAGCAAAGAAAUAUAUCGAUCCCCUCUUUGUUCUCAAGUUGCUUGAUUUGUUUCAGUCUGAAGAUCCCAGAGAGAGGGAGUAUUUGAAGUCGGUAUUACACCGUGUUUAUGGGAAAUUCAUGGUACACCGUCCAUUCAUUAGAAAAUCUAUCAACAAUAUUUUCCAUCUUUUUGUAUUUGAGACUGAAAAACAUAAUGGCAUUGCCGAACUUUUAGAGAUACUGGGGAGUAUAAUCAAUGGAUUUGCAUUGCCAUUGAAGGAGGAACAUAAAAUAUUUCUUGUGAGAUCAUUGAUUCCAUUACAUAAACCCAAAUGUUUGGCGGCAUAUCACCAGCAGCUAUCAUAUAGUAUCAUACAAUUUGUGGAGAAAGACUGCAAGCUUGCUGAUAUUGUUAUUAGAGGUCUGCUAAAAUAUUGGCCUAUCACCAAUAGCUCAAAAGAGAUCCUUUUUUUGAAUGAAUUGGAGGAAGUUCUUGAAGCCACUCAGCAGCCAGAAUUCCAGAGGUGUAUGGUGCUUCUGUUCCAACAAAUUGCAAGAUGCCUGAACAGCUUACACUUUCAGGUGGCUGAGAGAGCAUUGUUCUUAUGGAACAAUGAUCACAUCGAGAACUUAAUCAAACAAAAUCGGAAGAUUAUUUUGCCAAUUAUCCUACCUGCUGUGGAAAGAAAUGCUAGAAACCACUGGAAUCAAGCUGUUCAUAGUUUAACGCUAAACAUUCGCAAGAUUCUGUUUGAUCUUGACCCUGAGCUGUACAAAGAGUGUUUGUCCAAGUUUCAGGACGAUGAAUCGAAGGAAAGUGAGAAAAAAGCAAGGCGAGAAGCUACAUGGAAACGUAUGGAAGAAAUUGCAGCAAACAAAGUGGCCAGUAACGAACCGGUGCUUGUACGGGUUGGAUUGUCGGGGCAAAGGGAGAAAUAGAGCAUAGUUAAGGUGUUUUAAGUUUCUUAUAACUUGUUGAAUUCAUAAUCUAGUUGUAUGGUUUAGAGGGUUAGCGAUGGCCAUUCAUUGUUUAUGCUUUUAUUGUUCAUAAUAUGUUCUUUUUUUUUUUAUCGUACUCCUACUUUCAGUAAUAACUUUUCUUACUGUGC